Molecule: messenger RNA, 2220 nt
Organism: Cyprinodon tularosa
Lineage: Eukaryota; Metazoa; Chordata; Actinopteri; Cyprinodontiformes; Cyprinodontidae
Gene: sack1fa
Product: family with sequence similarity 83 member Fa
Exons: 5
Coding region: 37-1641 (534 amino acids)
Source: RefSeq, a predicted model, not a curated record
GAGCAGCAGUCAGAGAGCCAGUAGUUCCUCUCGGCCAUGGCGGAGUCCCAGCUGGUGUGCAUGGACGAUGAGCACGUCAACGAGAAGGUCCCGGAGUCCAGGCCGGAGUUCUACUACAGCGAGGAGCAGCGGGCGGCCCUGGAGCAGCUGCUGAGGAGCGGAGACGGAGCCUUCAAGAUGCGCCUCAAGGAGGACAACAUCAAGGACUUCCUCUGCGCCAAGGAGGUCAAAGUCAUGAGAGAAACCUUCCAGGAGUACGACACGGACAGCGACUCUGAGCCCGGCGGGGAGGAGAAGCCCAGGGAGGCCUCCAGCGCGGACUCCGGGGUCCACUCCACCUACUGGCCGCAGAUGUCCGACACCGAGGUGCCGUCUCUGGACAUCGGCUGGCCGGCCAGCAGCGGGGUGUAUAAGGGGGUGACCCGGGUGUCCGUUUACACCCAUCCGCCCAAGGAGCCCGGGCCCCACAUCAAGGAGGUGGUACGGAGACUCAUCCAGGGUUCACAUAAGGUGGUGGCCAUCGUCAUGGACCUCCUAACGGACCUGCAGAUCCUCCAGGACCUGCUGGAUGCCUCGUCCCGCCGCGGGGUGGCUGUUUACGUUGUGUUGGAGGCCAGGGGAGUUCCCCACUUCCUGGAUAUGUGCUCUCGGUUGCAGAUUAAUGGCAUGCAUCUGCGGAACCUUCGUGUGCGGAUGGUGAGAGGGGCGGGGCUCGCUCUGUCUUUUGGAAAGCUGCCCGGCUCCUUGACCUCUAAAUACAUGCUGGUCGACGGGGAGAAAGUCAUGUUUGGGUCCUACAGCUUCACGUGGAGUUCAUCCCGGCUGGACAGGAGCACAGUUACUGUAAUGACUGGCCAAAUUGUGGACUUCUUCGACAGUGACUUCCGGGAGAUGUACGCGGUGUCUGAACAGGUGGACCUCUACAAGGAGUUCAGCAUAACCAAACCUCCUCUUCCUACACCCAUCCUAAAGCCAAAGGUGGAGCACAUUCGGCCUUUGCCUGUCUCCAUGUCUCGCUUUCAGGUAUCAGUCGGCGAUUCGAGACAAACUGACCUAAAGGUACCUGCACAUAAGUACCACAAUCCCAAGUACUCCCUAGUUUUUGGGAACAGUUUAGGCCUGACAGGUUCUUUACAGGACCUGUCCACUCAGAAAGAUUUACUGGUUGGUGGGAUGAAUCAGAGAAACGGGCUGCAGAACAGCUUCCUUCAUACCAGCAAGGACAAGACGGACAGAGUCACCUCACCAAGUCCAUCUUCAACCACAGAGCAAGAGGAUAAGGAAGGAAAGGGGAGUCUGAAGAAGAAUGAAGGGACUAGUGUAAAGAAGCCACGCAGUUCCUUCAGGCACUUUUUGAAAGGCAGAGGAGCCAAUCAGAACACAGAGACUAUAGAGGAAGGCGUGGUCACCCCUCAGAGCCCCGCCGCCACCUCUCAAGAACCAGAGACUAACGGUGUGAUUGGAAAUGAACUGGAGGACUCGUUUGAAAUCCUGGAUAAACCAGGACCUCUGAAACUCAAAACCAAGAAACCGUCAAAGCACAUCCAGAGGAGCGUGUCUCUGCAGACCAUCAACACCGGAGAUGAAGAUGGUUUAAAAAGCCGCCGGCGGCAUCAGAAGAAGAACUGCAUUCAGUCUUGAGAAGAAAAUCAGCCUUGCAUGCAGACUGAAUCUCCUGGUGCAGCAGCUGAGUCACAGCAUGAUUUAACUGUUACCAGGUGGAAACCACUUUAUCAGCAGCAGGUGCUGAAAAUGUUACUGAACUAAAGGUCAGCUAGAGAUUCUUAGUAGCCAAAAAAGUGCCGUCAAUGGCAGCUUGCCAUCUGACACUUUUCUUGUUUUUUUCUACAUUUUGUAUUAAAUUAUUUGACUAUUCAGUGUUUUACUUAGUGUUUCACUUUAGCCUGAACAGCACAUGGUGUAUUACAUCAAACUGGUUGCUAUGGUGACUGGACAAUUGAUGGCUGUCUCUUCUCUUUUGGUUACAAAGUGUGUUGUACACACAAAUGUACAAAUUAAAUGAUGUCAGUCCUCAACAAUUACAACUCUGAUGUUGAACUUAAAUAAAAAACAACGGCAUCAGUAAAAUGAUGACCCAGGGAGCAAAUAUGUUUCUCACAGGAGAUCAGGAGACAAUCAGCAAUAAUUGUUCUCUCUGUCUGUAUGGGACGAAUAAAAAUCUUUGAAUAAAAUGUUUAGCAUAAGUGUGAAGAAUUUAAA